UUACCGUAAGAGAGUAACAUUUACUUGUCAGUCAAAAUGAAAUGUCAGCAAAGUUGUGAUGUCAAAUGUUUACGUAUUAGGUUAUAGGUGGACAAACCAUUUUAAAUAAUGUAAAACCUAUUUGUAAUUACAUAAAAAGUCCUCAAUUAUCCCUCUACAACCCGUGCAGAUUAUUUCCAAACAAUUACCUUUGCUAAAACGCCCACACCACUAUGUUUUGGCAGUGGUUCCUGCUCCUUGUGGUCCUGCCAGCAUUCUUUAUAGGGUUCCUGCUAGCAUGCUGCUUCAUACUCAUACCUUUCGCGUUCAUAUUCGCGUCCUGGUACAUGCGGAUCAAGGAACGUAAGUUGACGCGGAGGAAAAGAGAUGGUGCUAACGUUGCAUUCUUCCACCCGUACUGCAAUGCUGGUGGUGGAGGAGAGAGAGUGCUGUGGGUUGCCAUCAAGGCUAUUAUGGCAAGGUAUCCAGAUGCAAACAUACACAUAUAUACAGUGGAGACCGCAGAACCUCAAGCAAUACUCGAUAAAGCCCAGAACCAGUUCAGCGUGAAGGUGGAUCCUUCAAAGGUGCAGUUUGUGAGGCUCAGCAUGAGGAAACCGAUCGAGGCGCAGACCUAUCCAUACUUCACGUUGCUCAUGCAGAGUCUUGGGUCGAUGCUGCUGGGGAUGGAGGCGUUCAUGAAGUUGAAUCCUGAUGUAUACAUAGACACGACGGGGUACGCGUUCACGUACCCUAUAUUCCGGUACUUGGCAGCGUGCCCGGUGGGGUGCUACGUGCACUACCCCACCAUCACGGCGGCCAUGAUGCGCCGCGUGAAGCACCGCAUCGUAUCGUACAACAACUCCAGUCUGAUAGCCAGGAACCCGCUGUUCACGUGGUGCAAGCUGCUGUAUUACAAGAUUUUUGGAUGGUUGUACGGCGUAGUGGGUCGGUGCGCGGACGUGGUGAUGGUGAACGGCACCUGGACCGAGGAGCACAUCCACGAGCUGUGGGCCGCGCCCCUCAGCACGCACCGGGUCUACCCGCCGUGCGACGUGACGGAGCUAAAACAGCUGCGGUCUCUGGUGAAGCCAUCGGAUCCGAUCCGCAUCGUGGCGGUCGCGCAGUUCCGACCGGAGAAAGACCAUCCGCUGAUGCUGCAGGCCAUGUACGAGCUGCGCAACUUGCUCAUCAACAAUGAGAUGCUUUGGAACAAGAUCCAGCUGGUGCUGGUGGGCGGGUGCCGCGGCGAGGCGGACGAGCAGCGCGUGCAGCACCUGCGGGACCUCGCCAAGCACCUGUCGCUGGAGCGCAGCGUGCACUUCCACGUCAACGCGCCCUACGCCACGCUGCUGCAGCUCUACCAGACCUCCUCCAUCGCGCUGCACGCCAUGUGGAACGAACACUUCGGCAUCAGUGUGGUUGAAUGCAUGGCGGCCGGACUGAUCACAAUUGCACAUCGCUCUGGCGGACCGCUCGCUGAUAUCGUAGAGACGUCGGAGACCUCCCGCACUGGGUUCUUAGCCGCGGAGCCUGAUGAGUACGCGCGCGCCAUACUAGAGGUCAUAGCACUGCCUACUGACGAGAGGAAGAGGAUUAUUGAAGCCGCUAGGGCUUCAGUGGACCGGUUCUCGGAGAAGGAGUUCGAGAAGUCGUUCCUGCGGGCUGUGGAGCCGCUCAUGAGAAUAGACUAGUGUGCAAUGUACGUUCCAUUAGGUAUAAGAGUAAUAAAUCUUACCAAAGUUA
Manduca sexta (tobacco hornworm) is the source of this 1725-nucleotide messenger RNA. It is a transcript of the gene Alg11, whose product is annotated as GDP-Man:Man(3)GlcNAc(2)-PP-Dol alpha-1,2-mannosyltransferase. Lineage: Eukaryota; Metazoa; Arthropoda; Insecta; Lepidoptera; Sphingidae. The coding region runs from base 213 to 1673 and encodes 486 amino acids. The record is from RefSeq and is a predicted model, not a curated record. Gene Ontology annotation, biological process: protein N-linked glycosylation. Gene Ontology annotation, cellular component: endoplasmic reticulum membrane. The transcript is spliced from 9 exons. Gene Ontology annotation, molecular function: GDP-Man:Man(3)GlcNAc(2)-PP-Dol alpha-1,2-mannosyltransferase activity.